Messenger RNA from Chelmon rostratus (copperband butterflyfish), 477 nucleotides. RefSeq lists its product as uncharacterized. The record is from RefSeq and is a predicted model, not a curated record. Bases 1 to 477 code for a protein of 158 amino acids. Lineage: Eukaryota; Metazoa; Chordata; Actinopteri; Chaetodontiformes; Chaetodontidae. The transcript has 5 exons.
AUGCCAACCUACGACACCCCAGUCGCCGCCAUGAAUUAUUUCUCCCUAGUCGACCCUACAGGGGGGAACCGCCGACGGUGGCAGGAUUUCUCCUCUACCCGGACACUCCUGCUAAGAUGGAGACCACAUCCCGAGAAGCUUUCUGCUUUAGACCUGUCCCACAACCAGACAGAGGAGACCGUGUCGCCCAGAACACACAGCAGGGCUCCCACCGUUCUCAUCCCACAUCCUCGAGACAAACAGGAACAGGAAACAGCAGAAGGGACGGUGAGCAAGGGGAGGACGAGCAGGAAGGCAACUGUAAGGCGUACACCUGCCCUCCCGCAGCCAGACAACAUCGCCAUCAACCCUGCCUUCAGGAUCGAGUUCAGCACGGUCCAAAGAGAGGCUUACCCUUGUUGGCCCAUCAUGAAUCCCAGGUGUGCUGGCAGGCUGAGAGUGGCCUCGUCCGGUCAGCCAAACAUGACUUCUGACUGA